Molecule: messenger RNA, 3297 nt
Organism: Aureobasidium subglaciale EXF-2481
Lineage: Eukaryota; Fungi; Ascomycota; Dothideomycetes; Dothideales; Saccotheciaceae
Exons: 2
Coding region: 1-3297 (1098 amino acids)
Biological process (GO): protein quality control for misfolded or incompletely synthesized proteins; protein catabolic process; chaperone-mediated protein complex assembly
Cellular component (GO): mitochondrial matrix
Molecular function (GO): serine-type endopeptidase activity; ATP binding; single-stranded DNA binding
Source: RefSeq, a predicted model, not a curated record
AUGUUCAACCGGCAAUGCAGAACAGCGCUGCAAUCGUCGCAGCGUCUGUACGCCACUUCGCGAUUCCACCUUGCCACGGCCUGCAACUACUCGACCGCUCCCCGUCGCAUUCCCCUGACACCGCUGUCUCUUCGCCACUCGUCCCUCGCCGCAUCGCGCUCCCUUAGUACAACGGUCGCACGCAGGAAAGACGACUCGUCCAAGAAGGUCGACCCAGAAGAGGAGGCACAAGACUUGGAGAACAAGGACAACAAGGACCACAAAGACCCGUUAGCCGAGAUCCUCAAGGACGACUCGCACGCAAAGGAGUCUACACCCAUCCCCGACGGCCGAGGAGCCUCUUCGGCAGGAGGCGACGGUGCAGCAGCGGGCGGCGAGAGUGGAAGCGGCGGUAGUGGACGCAAACGCAAGGGCGGCGAGAAGGGUCUCGUCAAGCCUUCAGUGCCUGACGUCUAUCCUCAAGUCCUCGCCAUCCCAAUCGCCCAGCGGCCACUCUUCCCCGGCUUCUACAAGGCCAUCACCAUCCGCGACCCCAACGUCAUUGCCGCUGUGCAAGAGCUGCUCAAGCGUGGCCAGAGCUAUGUUGGUGCCUUCUUGCUGAAAGACCCCGAGUCCAACACAGAUGUCAUCAACGAUCCCAGCGAAGUCUACGAUGUCGGUACUUUCUGUCAGAUCACCGGAGCUUUCCCCGCCGGCCAUGGCGAUGAGAAGGCCCUCCAGGCCGUCCUCUACCCUCACCGCAGAAUCAAGCUCACCGACUUGAUGCCUCCCAAGAAGGGCGAGAAGGGAGAGAAGACCAUCGAGGAAGCUCCCGCCGUCGCUACUGCCACCAUCGAAGCCGCAGAGCCUGCCGAGAAAGUCGAGAAGCCCGAGACCGACGUCAUCGAGUCCAACAAGGGCGAUGUGACUGCCAGCUUCGAGGAGUCUCACAUCGAGACACCCGGAGAGAAGAAGCCAGCCGCUCAUUACGAGCCCACCGACUUCCUCAAGACAUGGCAGGUCAGUCUGGUCAAGGUCGACAACCUCGCCGACGAGCCCUUUGACAAGCGCGCUCCUACCAUCCGCGCCUUGAUCUCCGAGAUUGUCAACACCUGCAAGGAGAUUGGCAGCGUCAACCAACUCUUCCGCGACCAUGUUUCCGCCUUCGCCAUGUCGCAAUCCGCCGCCAACAUCGCCGACGAACCUGCCAAGCUCGCUGAUUUCGCCGCUGCCGUUUCUGGUGGCGAGAUGGAAGAGGCCCAAGAAGUUCUCACAAGCCUCAACAUCGAGCAGAGACUCAGCAAGGCCUUGGAGAUCAUCAAGAAGGAAUACAUGAACGCUCAGCUCAGCAGCAAAAUUAGCAAGGAUGUUGAGAGCAAGAUUCAGAAGCGCCAGCGCGAAUACUGGCUCAUGGAGCAGAUGAAGGGCAUCAAGCGUGAGCUUGGUCUCGAGACCGACGGCAAGGACAAGCUUCUGGAAGGAUUCAAGGAAAAGGCCAACAAGCUGGCCAUGCCCGACGCCGUCAAGAAGGUCUUUGACGAGGAGAUCAACAAGCUCGCACAUCUCGAGCCUGCUGCGUCGGAGUUCAACGUUACAAGAAACUACCUCGACUGGCUGACCCAGAUUCCCUGGGGCAAGCGCAGUGCCGAGACUUUCGGCAUCAAGAACGCCAUGAAGGUGUUGGAUGAGGAUCACCACGGUUUGAAGGACGUCAAGGACCGCAUUCUCGAGUUUAUCGCCGUUGGCAAACUUCGCGGCACUGUCGAAGGUAAGAUCCUGUGUAUGGUCGGUCCUCCCGGUGUCGGAAAGACUAGUAUCGGAAAGUCGAUUGCUCGCGCAUUGAACAGACAGUACUACCGCUUCAGCGUCGGUGGUUUGACCGAUGUUGCUGAGAUCAAGGGUCACCGCAGAACAUAUGUUGGUGCCCUGCCCGGUCGCAUCAUCCAGGCCCUCAAAAAGUGCCAGACCGAGAACCCACUUAUCCUCAUCGAUGAGGUUGACAAGAUUGGCCGCGGCCACCAAGGCGAUCCGUCGUCCGCCCUCCUCGAACUCCUCGACCCCGAACAGAAUAACUCUUUCCUCGAUCACUACAUGGACGUACCCGUCGACCUUAGCAAGGUCCUCUUCGUCUGCACAGCAAACAUGACCGACACCAUCCCCCGCCCUCUCCUCGACCGUAUGGAGAUGAUAGAAUUAUCCGGCUACGUCGCCGACGAGAAGAUGGCCAUCGCCGAACGCUACCUCUCACCCGCCGCAAAGGACCUCUCCGGUCUCAAGGACGUCGAUGUCGAAAUCGAGAAAGAAGCCAUCGCCGAGCUCAUCAACAAAUACUGCCGCGAAUCCGGUGUGAGAAACCUGAAGAAGCAGAUCGAGAAGGUCUACCGCAAGUCCGCUCUCAAAAUCAUCACAGACCUCGGCGAAGAUGCCUUUCCCGAAGAGAAGGCCCUCACACCAGAGGGUAAGGAAGCACAAGAGGCAGCCGCAAAGGAUACCUCAGACGUUAAGGAGACACCCACGAAUAUGGAGAAGGAAACCACAGAAACACCUCGCGUUGCUCUUUCCGUACCUUCGUCGGUCAACGUCCGCAUCACAAAAGACAACUUGAAGGAUUACGUCGGUCCUCCCGUCUUCACAGCCGACCGCCUUUACGAAACCACACCACCAGGAGUAGCCAUGGGCCUAGCCUGGACAAGCAUGGGUGGUGCAGCCCUCUACGUCGAGACAAUUCUCGAAUCCGCUCUCUCACACGCCUCCCGCCCCGCCUUCGAACGUACCGGAAACCUCAAGGCCGUCAUGAAGGAAUCAACCUCAAUCGCCUACUCAUUCGCCAAGGGCUUCUUGGCUGCACGCUUCCCAGAUAACAAGUUCUUUGAACAUGCACGAGUGCACAUGCAUUGUCCCGAGGGUGCUGUGCAGAAGGAUGGACCCAGUGCUGGUAUCACCAUGGCGUGUUCGCUUAUCUCACUCGCUCUGGGCAGGAGUUUGGAGCAGACUGUCGCCAUGACUGGUGAGCUUACUGUUACUGGUAAGGUUUUGCGCAUUGGCGGUCUCCGCGAGAAGACUGUUGCGGCAAGGAGAGCAGGAGCCAAGAUGGUUAUCUUCCCCAAAGAUAACCUGAGCGAUUGGCUGGAGUUGCCUGAGAACAUCAAAGAGGGCAUUGAAGGCAAACCAGUAGCAUGGUACAGCGAAGUCUUCGACCUCGUCUUCCCCAGCGUCGACGCAAAAGCCGCAAACACCAUGUGGAAGCAAACGCUCAAGAAGGAGAAGAAGGAAAAGAGAGAAAAGGAAGACAAGGACAAGGAGUAUGAUUCUGAUUAG